GCCGUCCGGCCACCCUUUUCGUGGCCAUACCAUACCCUUCUCUCGGGUUACUGGCGGACGGGCAAGAGCUCAAUGGGGAAGUUGCACGAAGCGUGCGUGUGUGGCCUCCACCUGCUGUUCCUUGGGUUUGAAAUCCAGCGUCGCCUUUUUCACACGCCGGGACCGACCGGAUGGAUCCCCCCCGUACGAUGGAGGAUGAUAGCGAAGGCGGAGGCUCCGCGCCAGUCAGCAGUAGCAGCAGCAGCAGCAGAGCCAGACGUGGGAGGGGCAGGGGUCUGACCUUCAUCAACGCCGCCCACCCGGCCGACGCGCUCAGCCGGCAUGCGCUCAGCAGCAUCCGCGCGCACGUCGCCAGAGACGCGCACGCGCGGGGCAGGCGGGGGCGCACGCGCGCGGCGGUCCUGCGGGCCGAGCCCGGCAAGAGCGGGCGGCCCUCACCGCCGCCGUCUGGUGGUAGGGCGCAGCAGGCCUCUGGGCCGCCGUCGGAAUAUGGCGCCGAGGCAAGUGGUGCUGCUGCUGCGGCGGCAGGGGCGGGUGGUGUCGAGCAGGAGGAACCUGGCGCUGGCUUGGCCCCUUUGGCGGCGGCGGAAGAGCUUGCUGCUGCUGCUGCUUCUGCGUCCGCCACAUGGAGAGAGGCCGAGGUGGUCCAGAGUCUCGCAGCGCUGAAUACUCGUCUGGACGACGUGGCCUGGAGCUGGGAUCCGUUCCGGAGCUUCGCGCGGCCCGUCAGCGACACGGAGGCUUUCCUGAUCGACCACUACGUCAACUACGCCAUCAGGUACGACCGGGUCUGCUGCCAGAAUGCCGACCGGGCCCUGCGCGUCGUCCUCCGGAGCGCCUGGGUCCCCUUCGCCCUGUCGGACGAGGGCGCGCUCGCGGCCCUGCUGAUGCAGGCCUGCCGCAGCGUGCUGUGGCUCCUCCCGCGGCGGCGGCGGCGCGCGGCGCAAGGGCCCGAGGCGGCGUCUUGGGCAGGGGCGACGACGACGACGGCACCACCACCCGCCGCGACCCCCGCCGCCGCCGAGGCCUACUACUCGCGCCUGAUGCUCAUAUACAAGGGCCUCUGCAUCCGGUCCGUCAACGUGUCGCUCUCGCGCGAGUGGCCGCACGUGAGCGACGCCACCAUCGCCAAGUCCAUGAUCAUGGGGACCGAAGAGCGGAUCGCGGGGAACAUGGACGGCUGGCUGGCGCACUCGUUUGCCGUCUCGCGCAUGGCGGAGCAGCGCGGCGGCCCCUCGCGCCUCGGCAUCUCGGGCUUCCUGGCGCGCGGUGCCGGCCAUUGCAUCGCAGCGACGCAGGGCCUCUCAGAGCAGCGCGCCAAUCUCUCGAUGCGGCCUAGCCGCGGUUUAAACUGAUUGCUUUCUCUCGAUAACUUUUCUGUCUCUUGGUUCUAUCAUACAACAACACCACCAAAUCUAGUCCCCCCAGUCUCGCCCACUACCAGUCUAGGUGGAAAACCCGCUGAGGCCGAUACACCUCAGUACCCCCCCCAUUCCAUCUCACCGCUGGAACGGCUCGUCGGUCCGCAUAAUGUAAAUCUCGCCCACGAGCACGGAGCAGCCGAUGGCGGUGGCGAUGCCGAUGAUGGGCACGUUGACGCGCAGGAACUCGAGGCGGCGCACGAUGACGCCCUUGGACAGCAAAAUGUCGCGCCACAGCAGGCCGGCCAGGGAGGCGCAAAAGACGGUGCUGAAGGCGCCAAAGUUGACGCCCACGGCCAUGCUGUAGACGGCGCCCCAGAAGGCGCGGUCGCUGACCGUGCGGCCCUCGCUGGCCAGAAUGUCCUGCCACGCCUGGAGGAUGCGGCAGAGGAGGAUGGUGGUGCCGAUGUUGGUGCCGGUGAACUUGUUGGGCGGGGAGUUUAUUGUCAGUCAGGGGAGAGAGAGAGAGAGAGAGAGAGAGAGAGAGAGAGAGAGAG
Molecule: messenger RNA, 1918 nt
Organism: Gaeumannomyces tritici R3-111a-1
Lineage: Eukaryota; Fungi; Ascomycota; Sordariomycetes; Magnaporthales; Magnaporthaceae
Exons: 3
Coding region: 171-1355 (394 amino acids)
Source: RefSeq, a predicted model, not a curated record